GUCGUCCACAGCUCGUCAUAUCGGGCGCCUCUCCCGGGGAACACCUACCGAUCCCGCACCUGGGGACGUUUGCCGCCAUGCUCGCGGGCAAGCUUCCGAGGCUGUCGACGAUCACCAUUGAAGACGCGGAGUGGGCCAUCGGCUCGGUUCGAAUGGAGGACAUCGGCUGCCUAGCUACGUUCAGUUCCGUUCGCGAUCUACACGUCGUCAAUGUCACCUUGACGAACGUUGCCCAGCUCUCCCGCCUCGUCUCAGCACUCCCGCAGCUUAGGGCCUUAUGGUGCUACAAUAUUGACUGCGUGCAGAAACAGCAAGUCUCCCCGGCCGCCCUCCCACUGAACUGCGCGACUCUGAAUGAUCUCGAUGUGCGAUGGGUUGCACCAGCGGUCGAAGACCUCUUCGUGCAGAUCAGCCGCGCUUCUCGACAGAAGCCAGACUUUGCUGGACGCGAGUUCCACAUCUGA
Messenger RNA from Fomitopsis serialis, 464 nucleotides. RefSeq lists its product as uncharacterized. The record is from RefSeq and is a predicted model, not a curated record. The coding region runs from base 78 to 464 and encodes 128 amino acids. The transcript is spliced from 2 exons. Lineage: Eukaryota; Fungi; Basidiomycota; Agaricomycetes; Polyporales; Fomitopsidaceae.